Molecule: messenger RNA, 1856 nt
Organism: Amoebophrya sp. A120
Lineage: Eukaryota; Dinophyceae; Syndiniales; Amoebophryaceae
Source: the annotation of a GenBank genome assembly
AUGACGGAGCAGGGCUACGUGUACGAGAUCAACGGCACAAACUCUGACUUCCUCUAUUUCAACCGCAUCCGGUGCCACCAGCACGGCGGGGGCAAUGACGCGCCCCCGUUUCAGCGGAGUGUCGCGUAUUUGUCCUGCUCGGCCACGCCGUUUCUCUCGAAGGGCAACAACAGCGACGAGGAGCGGGGGCGGGCGAGCUACUACUUGUCGAACAAACUGGAGUUUCUGAACAAGGAAAAAGAGUGGUUUUUCCACUUCUUCACCGCCGAGGACGCAGCUUCUUCUCCCGGGGGCGAAAACACCGACGAGCUUUACUCCGGCCGACUGUUUGUCCGCAUGCCCUCGCACCCGCAGAACUACAAGUUUUUCUCCCGGCAGGUGGACGUGGGGCUGAACUUCGACUGCAGCGGCAACAAAAUGCAGCGGUUCGAACUGUCCGGCAUCACGUUUUUCGCGAACAGCAUCACGGGGCACAAGUGCCACUAUUGGAAGGUUCUGAACAACGACUUUUUGUACUCCUCCACCUCUCGAAAGGCUUUGAAGCACGAGUGGCCGAACAAUGUCGAUCUGAACUUUCCAGAUCUCGACCACCCGUUCAGCAACCGGUUCUACCUGUCGAAUUUCGCCCAGAUCACCGGCAACAGCUUCAAGUUCGCGGAGGGGAAGGCCUUGGAGUGGCAGGGGAACGAGGUGGUGUGGGAGCAGAAUUUGUUCGCUUUCAACGGCUGGCAGAGUUUGGACUCGGCGUCGACCAUCCGUAUCAAGGGCUCCAGUUCGGACGAAGACGCGAUCCCGCCCGCGAAACUGGCGCUCAACAUAUCAAAUGCAAAUAUGUCUGGGGCUGGCGCUGGAAUGAUGCAGAUUUUUGUCAUGCUGUUUUUCCAUGACCCUGAAGGUCUGGCAAGCAAGGUUGAGCAUUACAGGUUUUGAGAAGCUGCGUCGAUGCCUAAUCCGCACGACGAGUCACCUGUUUUUUCGGUGACAAAAAUGGGCAAGUCUUGCUGUCUAUGCAUGAGAGAUUUUUGUGUGUUUGAGAUGCGCAUCACAAGUUCCGUCUUUCCAGAUGACCCAGAUGACAUUAUAUUUGCAAUUCAUACAACACGUUCAAGUACAACGGGCAGGUGAACGCGAUGAUCGCGACCAAGGCCGGCUCGGUCCUCGAGAAGAACCUGAUCCAGUUCCAAAAUUUCGGGAACGCGCAGGCGGGGGGCGUCGUCACCUCCGGGCCGGCGGGCACGGCCAAGAGCCGCAUGGAGUACAACUGGAUCGUCGAUUCCGGGGCGUUUGCCGACGCGUUCCGGUUCGACGCCUGGGCCAGUCACACCUUCGACACGGUAACCAAAAACGGCACGCUGCGGUACAAUCUCGCCUGGAACGAUAUGACGCCGAAUGUAAUGGUGCCAGGAGGAACAACAGGAUCAGCUUCUGGUGCAGCUUCUUCCAGCACAACUAUCGUCGCCGCCACGACCAGUGUGCCCUUCAUUCCCAAAGUUGCCCUCCAGGGCGACGACCACACGGUCGAAUUCAAUUCCCUGCUCCCAACGGGGCAGAUGGACGUGCAGCGGGACCUGGGGGUAAAUUUGUGCGGGAUGAACAUGAACAGUAGCAUCCGAAACAACCUGCUGAGCUACUUCAACCCGUACGGGGAAAAUUGCAUCAGCGACGUGCCGGGGACGACCGGGUUCGGGACGGAGGUGAUUUCCGGCUUACCGGCGAACACCGUGGAAAAUAAACCGCUCCAGCCGUUCUACUACACGGAUCUGAACCCCUGCAGUGAAUACCUCCGCGACUGUGAGAAGUACGACUUCCGGCCGAUAGCGGUUGCAACUACAAGUGCAGCAGCUUCUGCAACUUGA